GAAAUAGUUAAGCAGAAAACUAACUGAAAACAUUUCUUACACGAAAUAUAUUUAAAAUCUUGAUAAUAAUCACUGUAUAGUCGAUACGAUUUAGGGAAUAUCUAAAUUGUGCGGACACAUGUAUCUUUGUACUUAUUAAUAAUAUUCGUCAACAGAAAAAUCGAGAACAUGGCAUUUAAGAUCAUAUUUUUAAUGAUGUGCGUAUCUUGUGCAAGCUAUGUUUUUGGUCUAAAACCAAAAUUCAUACGUCGUCAGUCUGGAAAACUUCAGCGAACAUAUAAUAAUCAAGCAAAUCCAGAGUUACUGAAUCGGAACAGAAGAUCACCGUACUUUACAAAUUGGGUUUACACUAAUAACAGAAACUAUCUCUCAUGGAUUGACAUUAUUUACGGGAAUGAGAGCAGUCAGAUACCGCCAAACAAUAUUGCCGAAGUGACUGGAAAGACGGCCGACAUUAAUGCAGGUUUUGGUGGCGACUAUGUCUGGCUUGUCCCCGAGUGGAGUAGUCGGUUAGAUGAGGGGGUAACCUCACUCCGGAUAGAUGUACAAGAAAAGGAGGAUAAGGUCUCGAAAAACCUGGCAAAGGGGGCAGGCGGACUUUUUCGCUAUCUACGAGUUAUCAGGGACAUUUCGCACAAGGAAAAAAUAAUUGAAGUGGCCCUGUUGAGAACAGCUAAUGAGAUUGUGGGGGACUCAUACUGGGAGGAAUGUACCCAAGAUAUUAAUAAAUAUAGGAUGAAGGACUAUUUGUACCUUUGCUGGAGGAGUACGACACCCUGAAUAUGAAAUUUUUUAAUUGUGUAUGCAUUAAGAUUUUCAUUAUUCAGCAAAAUAUUUAAAAUAAAUAAUAAUUAUUUCGUGUUAAAUUUCCCUUUGUUGAUUUUCA
Messenger RNA from Folsomia candida, 886 nucleotides. RefSeq lists its product as uncharacterized. The transcript is spliced from 2 exons. Lineage: Eukaryota; Metazoa; Arthropoda; Collembola; Entomobryomorpha; Isotomidae. Bases 169 to 780 code for a protein of 203 amino acids. The record is from RefSeq and is a predicted model, not a curated record.